Colletotrichum graminicola M1.001 is the source of this 570-nucleotide messenger RNA. Its product is annotated as ADP-ribosylation factor family protein. The transcript is spliced from 5 exons. The record is from RefSeq and is a predicted model, not a curated record. Gene Ontology annotation, molecular function: GTP binding; GTPase activity. Lineage: Eukaryota; Fungi; Ascomycota; Sordariomycetes; Glomerellales; Glomerellaceae. The coding region runs from base 1 to 570 and encodes 189 amino acids. Gene Ontology annotation, cellular component: endoplasmic reticulum exit site; COPII vesicle coat. Gene Ontology annotation, biological process: vesicle organization; intracellular protein transport; membrane organization.
AUGUGGAUUAUUGAUUGGUUCUACAACGUUCUCUCGAGCCUUGGUCUGCUCAACAAGCAUGCCAAGCUCCUCUUCCUCGGUCUCGACAAUGCCGGAAAGACGACUCUGCUGCACAUGCUGAAGAAUGACCGUGUCGCUAUUCUCCAGCCCACUCUUCACCCCACUUCCGAGGAGCUUGCCAUCGGCAAUGUGCGCUUCACCACCUUCGACCUUGGUGGUCACCAGCAGGCCCGCCGCCUGUGGAAGGACUACUUCCCCGAAGUCAACGGUAUUGUCUUCCUCGUCGACGCCAAGGACCACGAGCGAUUCUCCGAGGCCAAGGCCGAGCUCGACGCUCUCCUGUCCAUGGAAGAGCUGGCCAAGGUUCCUUUUGUCAUUCUUGGCAACAAGAUUGACCAUCCUGAUGCCAUCUCUGAAGAGGAGCUGCGUCACCAGCUCGGCAUGUACCAGACGACUGGCAAGGGCAAGGUGCCUCUGGAGGGAAUUCGUCCGAUCGAGGUCUUUAUGUGCUCGGUUGUCUUGAGACAAGGGUACGGUGACGGUAUCCGGUGGCUCUCGCAGUACGUCUAA